Molecule: messenger RNA, 2746 nt
Organism: Neltuma alba
Lineage: Eukaryota; Viridiplantae; Streptophyta; Magnoliopsida; Fabales; Fabaceae
Product: MLO-like protein 10
Exons: 15
Coding region: 694-2436 (580 amino acids)
Biological process (GO): defense response
Cellular component (GO): membrane
Source: RefSeq, a predicted model, not a curated record
UUAUAUUCGUGAGAAGAAAGGAAAAUCACGAUAUUGGAGUGUUGCUAUCGCUUACUAUGUGCCUAUUUAUGUUUCGCUUUCGCCGAAGAGUACAAAAAAAUUAGGAAGACAAAUUUGUUUUUUGGUCUCCAAAAAAGGUUUAAGGGAAAGAAACGACUUUGAAUUUCAGUUAGACAGCAGCCCGUAGAGGGAGUUUCAUUUCACAGUCGCAAAAGCUUGCCUCGAUUAGUGGCGCAAUGAAAGUCUAGGCUGCACUUGCGCGUCAAGUGUUUUCCCUUUGCUCCCGUCUUUGGUUUAUUUUCUACUGAAAAAGUCACAGGCACACACUGUGACUUUACUGAUCUCUGGCUAUUCCAAUCUCUUCAGCGACCUUUUCUGCACCCAGAUUCCGCGUCACGACUGCCUCAUCCAGGAGCACACGGCAUAGAAUCGACAAAAUUGUAUUUUGAAAUCUUCGUUCUGUUGGGUUAACUGCAAUAGGGUCUCUCGCUACUUCCGCACCAACAGUCUCUGGUUCCAAUUUCCUAUAAAUGCAAAAACUUGUGAAGAUUUCUUUGUCGUCCACGGAGCCAAUACAGAUGAGUUGAAGCUUUUUCUUGGGGGCCCGCAUGGUUUAAAGAGAUUGCAAUUUGUUGGUGUGAACAAUUUCCAGUCUUCUUCUGUGCUUCUGUGUUGCUGUGCUUUUUAUCCCCCAUGUCCAUGUCGAAGUUCGAAACGUUUCUUUUCUUUGCAUUAUCUUUGGUUUCCUCUGGAGGAUUGGCUGUGGCUUCAAGCGAUAGUAGCAGCGGCGGUACAAGAGAACUUGAUCAGACACCAACAUGGGCUGUUGCAGCUGUCUGCACUGUUUUCAUCUUAAUUUCCAUAACCUUAGAAAAGAGUCUUCACAGAGUAGGAUCGUGGUUGGGAGAAAGGCAAAAGAAAGCUCUGCUUGAAGCUUUGGAAAAGGUCAAAGCCGAGCUGAUGACUUUAGGUUUCAUUUCAUUGCUCCUGAAUUUUGGGCAGAGCUACAUUGUCAAAAUAUGUAUUUCUCAUAAGGUUGCUGACAAAAUGUUGCCAUGUGCAUAUGAUGGUACCAAUGAUUCAUCUCGUAGAAAACUUCUGUCUCAUGAACGUAGACAUUUAUCAUCUGGUACAAGCUCUUCCAAAUGCAAGGAGGGAUAUGAGCCACUUAUAUCUGCCGAUGGAUUGCACCAGAUACACAUCCUUAUAUUCUUCUUAGCAGUCUUUCAUGUGUUAUACAGUGCUGUCACAAUGUUACUCGGGAGAUUACAGAUUCGUGGCUGGAAAGCAUGGGAGGGGGAAACUUCAUCUCAUGGCUACGAGUUUUCCUAUGAUCCUUCAAGAUUUAGGCUUACUCAUGAAACUUCCUUUGUGAGAGCUCACUCCAGUUUUUGGAUGAGGAUUCCUAUCUUUUUCUAUGUUGGUUGCUUCUUUCGCCAGUUUUAUAGGUCUGUGGGCAAGGCUGACUACAUGACUCUGCGCCAUGGCUUUAUAGCUGUCCACCUUUCUCCCGGAAGUAAAUUUAACUUCCAAAAGUAUAUCAAAAGAUCAUUGGAAGAUGACUUCAAGAUAGUAAUGGGAGUAAGUCCUGUCCUGUGGGCAUCAUUUGUAGUCUUCCUACUCCUGAAUGUUAAUGGAUGGCGUACAUUGUUGUGGGCUUCCUUGCUUCCUGUCAUUAUAAUCUUGGCCGUGGGAACAAAACUUCAAGCGACAUUGGCAAAAAUGGCUCUUGAAAUCACUGACAGACAUGCUGUUGUCCAAGGGAUGCCUCUCAUUCAAGGCUCAGACAAAUAUUUUUGGUUUGGUCGGCCCCAGUUAGUUCUUUGCCUUAUUCAUUUUGCUUUGUUCCAGAAUGCGUUCCAAAUAACAUAUUUCUUGUGGAUAUGGUAUUCUUUUGGGCUGCACAAUUGUUUCCAUGCUGACUACAAGCUUGCAAUAAUCAAAGUAGCUUUAGGAAUUGCAGUGCUAUGCUUAUGCAGCUACGUUACUCUUCCAUUACAUGCUCUUGUAACUCAGAUGGGUUCGAGGAUGAAGAAAUCGAUAUUUGAUGAGCAAACAUCCAAAGCACUGAAGAAAUGGCACAAUGCUGUGAAGAAGAAGAAGAGGGAGGGAAGAUUAGGGAAGUCCAGCGUCCGAAAUGUGGGUGGAGAGAGCACUGUGGGUUUGGGUUCCUCAAAGCCAUCCUCCGGACCCGCAUUACAGCGUUUCAAAACGACGGGUCACUCGACUCGCUCCUCCACUUUUGUGGAGGAUGAAGAUGGAACCGAUGUUGAUGCUGAACACGAACCCUUGGCCCCCGUGGUAUCAACAACCAGCUUGACGGUGAUGGUGGAUCAUCAAUCACAUGAAAAUGCGGCCCACGGUGCGGAGGAUACCCCAGAAGAGGGAGGCUUUUCAUUUGGCAUGUCGGAAACUGUUAAAACAACCCCGAAAUAGGAUCUCAAGUUGCUCCAUUCAGCCAUUUGAAUGUAUUUGUAUUUUAUUCAGUAUUGUAUCUGCUCGUCUGUUUCUUUUUUCCCACUUCCUUUGGAAGGGAGUGUUGGGAACUCUGAACGAGACAGGGUCAGUUAUGUGAAUCCCAAGCAUUGUUCAAAAGACAGGAACGUGAGAUGUUGGCAUUGGCUGUUGGAUAAUGGACGUGUGUACAGACACAGCAUAGAUUGAGUAGCCCAUGGUUGGCCUUAGAAUCCCCAAAUAUAUAAUAAUGACGUCGCAACUUGUCGCAGGUUUGCCUACUUUUAUGUUU